UGUAUAACAAAAUAAACACCUUGCUUUAGGUUUGUUCGUGGGUACCCUUCUUGCUUAAUUGUGGAACAGAAAUCAUUUGCAGUGAAAGUGGGCACACUUUUGUAAAUUGUAUAAAGUACCAGUUUAUACAAUUUAAAGCUGUAAGUUUUGCAAGCAUCCCAUGUGGUACUAGGGUGAAUGUUCAGCCAUUUCUGUCAAAUCAUGUUAAUUUCAGACAAUAGUGAUUUGAUAUAAAAGUUAUGAAUUAAUUUUGUAUAGUUUAGCUUUGAGAAACUUAGAUGUUAAGUACAUGCCAUUAUUAAAUUUCCUAAUGAAGCUUAGUAAAUUGACAACUGUUGACCUUAAUCUUAGAUAAAGAUAAAGCAUUAACUAUUGAUCAAAUUAAUUAAAAAACUUGCAUGAAUUAUAGAACAACAUUGUCAAUCUAUUGUGCACUGUUAGACGAAGUAGCAGGUUCUUUUCAGGUAUUCAAUUAAACUUUUAUCUGUUUGUCACAAAAACCUGCAUCUGCCUAGCUUAGGUAAAACCUUCUUCAAAGCUAUUUUGGUUUCUAUUACACAAACUAAUGCGAACAAUUUUAAUGUUAAAUUGUUGAUUUGAAUUUUAUUAAGACAAGCUUUGUGGUUUUAUCAAGAGACAUGCAGAUGCUAGAAACUAUCCAGGAGUAUGUACCAUUCAAGCACAGUUUUGGGUACUUCAGUUCAUGGAUUGCUAGUAGGUAUAGGAUACCAGAUCAUACUUCUCAAGAAGAUGAACAAAAUAACGAAAAUGAUGAUAAAGGAAGUUUGUCAGAAGCCUGCAGUCAGAUUACAGCUCCAAGUAAAGAUGAAUCAACCAAAGACGAGUUGGAUGCGCAUCAAAAAGAAACAGGAACAACCGAAACGCUGAUGUGUGAAACAACAUUUAUAUCACCUGCACCAGAGCCACAGGAAAAACACGGCCAGCCGAACAGUCAUCAAGGAAUUUCUUCCUCGAGUAAUGGCGGUUAUCAAAAAGGCGCGAAUGACGAUGAUAGCUACACCUCAGGGACAGAAAAUGGCAAGCAAGGCUGUGUUGGUUCAAAAAUAGAAUCAUUUUUGUACAAUAAUAUCCCUUUAGACGAUUGCAGUUGUGCCAGCGAUUCUGAAAACGACAAUCUAAAGUCUGACAGUAGAACCAACGGGAAAGAAAAAAAACGUUUAGGAUCACACUCUUUAUCGAAAAAGAUGCCGUUAUUUUUGAAAGGGCGAAGAAAGAAAAAGCGCCGUGGAAGCACGUUGAGUGAUUACAAGUCAUCGCUGGCUAGAAUUCAUUGCGCAUGUGCCAUUGGUGGCGACGAAUUGUGUCUUGUUCACCUAAAAAGUCACAGCGAGUCGGAUAUAAACGUAUCGAGAUACAAGCGCAGCGAGGAUUACUCAACUAAUGGGGAUUUGUCUGAUAUCUCGGUGACGUCGUUUUCAUUAGCUGAAGAUGACAGCAGCAGCGGUAGUUAUGUGGACAUAGACUUGCGUUACAUCCGCAAAUCAUUACUUGGCUCUGGCAGUUGGAGCAAAUCAGAUCGUAGUAUAGAACUGUCAAGUGAUUGGUCGGAGAUACAUCGCACAAUCAGUGAUCCCAGCCUCUGCGAAGACACUAUAAGCUUGGCAGAAGAGUGCCGAGAAAGUGAUAUCCCAGACACUGCGUCGGACUUCAGUCAAGACAGCCGCACUCAGGUAUCUCGAGUUCGGUCGAAGCAUGUUCGCAGUCGAAUUAAAAGAAUGCCUUUUGGCCAUAACGUAAACGAAUCUUUUGUCGAAAAUGAAUGCUUUUGUUGUCAUUGUAUCGUCAUGUAGCUGUCUGUGUCCGUAAUAUCAAUUCCAAUCGCAAGUGUCAUUAUAUCAAUUCAUUUAUUAAUCUCAUUUAGCUCUUUUAUUUACCCAAAAACAAGUCAUUUCAUACAUUUACCCCACAUCAUUAUGUUACUUAUAUAUUUUAACGUAGAUUUUAGUAUUUAUUCAAUCAAAAAUCAAUUUCAGUGUACGACUUAAAUAAUUACAUCGUAGUGUGUUCUCGAAAGUUCUUCCUUGUUGAAAAAACCUAACGAUUUCACAAUGAAUAACCUUUUUCCCAAAUUAACGAAAAUGAGAAUAUCUAUACAUAUACAUCUAUUUGGUCCGCUAAAACGGUAAAAUCGUUCCUUGUGUGAUUUCUUUGCAGUAUUUGGAAAAUUUGUGUUUUAAUACCGUAUGUUAGUGAACGCAGUGAAAGCGGCCUUGGAUUUUGGAUCUUUCAUUGUCAAAAUUUCCAGGAAUUCAUUUCUACUUGUUCGGAUUGUUUUUUUCUCAAAAUCUCAAGCAUAUCGAUUUUAUCGGCUGCUUUAGAUUUUAUCGUAGUAGUGCUUAAAGUAGUGCUUUCUAGAUUUGUGAAAUUUUUCAGUCAAUAAUUGUCAUGAGGCAUUUUUCAAUAUUUCAAAGCCAUGGUAGAUUUUCUAAGUAUAUUUUUAUAUAUGGUUUUAAAUACUCCAAUUGUAACUUGAUUAUCCUCUAAGUUAAUAGAUUUAUAUCAGUUUGUAGCCUAAAUAAAGCAUAUUUUAUUACAAAAUACAAUAUAUUGCAAGAAGAAGUUCUCAUUCUCUUGUAGAGUUCAUCUUUGGAUUUGAUUUCGUUUACAUAAAGCAUUUUCCAUCAUUUGGUAAUUCUGGAAGCGAUCAUUUUGCAGGUGCUGUAACAGUUCUUGGCCUUUAACCUGAUUCAGCAUAUGCCCUCGUAGUACGAACUCCUUACGGAUUUAACAUAAAAUAGACUUGGGGAAAGUCUAGCAUCCGUCUAUUUUGCUUUUCAAUCCUACUUAAAGUAAAAUUAAAAAAAUUUUGCCUGGAACUCUUUAUUUACUGUCACAAACCUCUGUAAUACAUUGUAUCAAUUUAACUCUGUAAUUAGCAACUAUUCUUUAAUUUAACUCUGCAAUUAGGAACUGUAAUUAGCUACUUUUUAUACGAUAAUAGCGGACUUUCCUAAUAGUUUCGUCAAAUCUCUAUAUCGAAACGGGUAAAGGAUAUAGGCACUGGUUGCCGCCGAAGGAGUAGGAAAUUUUCGAAUUUUGAUGCUUUUAGUUCCCUGGAAAAUGCACUCUUUUAAGCACAUUUCACUGAAGCAAUCCUCCUAAUCCUAUUGAAAAUUAUUUUUUUGCAAACAAAUAGAACAGUAGAUAAAAAUAACUGGUACAAUUUUGCUGCGGUCUAAAAAAAUACCAUGUUGUAAAUUACUUCUAAAGCUAGGUAACAAGAAGCACCGGUUGUAUAUUUAGAUCCCUCUUUCCAUCUUAGCAAAAUCAUUUUAAAAAUAGCAUAGCAAUUGAAUCUAGUUUAAGUAAUUUCCACAAAUUAAUUCUAACUACAUUGAAAUCGUCUCUGCCUAAACACCACACUAAAAUUCAACAUUACC
Messenger RNA from Rhopilema esculentum, 3401 nucleotides. The record is from RefSeq and is a predicted model, not a curated record. Lineage: Eukaryota; Metazoa; Cnidaria; Scyphozoa; Rhizostomeae; Rhizostomatidae.